Messenger RNA from Phytophthora sojae, 762 nucleotides. RefSeq lists its product as hypothetical. Lineage: Eukaryota; Oomycota; Peronosporomycetes; Peronosporales; Peronosporaceae. Gene Ontology annotation, molecular function: 2-oxoglutarate-dependent dioxygenase activity. The record is from RefSeq and is a predicted model, not a curated record. The transcript has 4 exons. The coding region runs from base 1 to 762 and encodes 253 amino acids.
AUGCCCGCGCUCGAGCAGUUCCGGCGCGACGUGAUGCUGCAGAACGGGCCUGUGGUUAUUACGGGUGCCAUGGAGUUUUGGCCGGCGCUAGGACGUGCCGUGGGCCCCGACCGAGCCUGGAAGAACUUGCGCUACCUUCGUCGAGUCGCCGGGAGGCGAACGGUUCCUGUCGAGAUUGGCUCGAGCUAUCUAGGGGACGAUUGGGGGCAGGAGCUCAUGACCUUGAACGAGUUCCUGGAUCGGCAUAUUAUUGCUCCGUCGGACAAGGAUGCUGAUGGAAAACCUGCGGCCUCGAGGAAGUUGGGAUACCUGGCCCAACACCGCCUGUUUGAUCAGAUCCCAGCCUUGGGGCGCGACAUCGUUACCCCCGACUACUGCACCGUGAAGCGUGUUGAAGGCACUGAAGAUGAUGGGGAGGAGGAGGAUAUUACGAUCAACAGUUGGUUCGGUCCCGGUGGCACCGUGUCGCCCCUGCAUUUCGACCCCAAGGACAACGUGCUAUGUCAAGUUGUCGGUGCCAAGUACCUCCGUCUGUACGCACCGGAGGAGAGCGACAAGCUCUACCCUAUCGAAGGCUUGUUGUCGAACACGAGCCAAGUGCAGGUCGAGGAUCCGGACCACGAGCAGUUCCCCGAGUUCCGUCGCGCCAAAUACGUUGAGUGCGUCCUGCGCGAGGGCGAGAUGCUCUACAUCCCUCCCAAGUACUGGCACUACGUCAGAUCGCUCUCCACCAGUUUCUCCGUGAGCUUCUGGUGGUCGUAG